Messenger RNA from Wyeomyia smithii (pitcher-plant mosquito), 1522 nucleotides. Its product is annotated as FUN14 domain-containing protein 1. Gene Ontology annotation, biological process: autophagy of mitochondrion. NCBI's taxonomy places the organism in Eukaryota, Metazoa, Arthropoda, Insecta, Diptera, Culicidae. The record is from RefSeq and is a predicted model, not a curated record. The coding region runs from base 123 to 848 and encodes 241 amino acids. The transcript has 5 exons. Gene Ontology annotation, cellular component: mitochondrial outer membrane.
AUUUAGUUAGUUGUUUAAGUUCAGUUUCCUCAUUGUCGAGUAGAAUUUUCUUGAGUGGCUUACAGUAUUCUAGAAUGUGAUAGUUUACUCUCGAUUGACUGUAUUUGGUGCACCAGUAUAAGAUGUGCUGGAGAUCUUCUUUUUCGUUGCAAAUUCCGCAGUUUUCGUCGUGUUCCCAUCCCCAUUUAAACCUUCUGUCUUCACUAAGUGUGUGCAAAAUUCUAAGAAACAUUGUGGCAAUCGAUAUUAAUAAACUCCAGUUUUGGAAACGAAACACUGCAGCUAGGAAGCGAUUAAGGUUUGCCAGUAGCUCUGGGAAAGUUAUGAGCGAUAGAAAAAUUAAAAAAGACGCUACCAACAAAGAAAUUAUCAACAUGGGUGAUGCUGCCGGAUAUUUGGAUCGUUUCGUGGGCGAUGUCAGCAAAAAGUCUGCCACCAAGCAGAUUCUCAUCGGUGCAGGUAGUGGGUGGGCAACAGGAUACAUCACAAUGAAGGUGGGUAAGGUUGCUGCAGUGGCCGUUGGAGGAGGAAUUAUAUUGCUACAAAUUGCGAACCAACAAGGAUAUAUUCAAAUCGAUUGGAACAAAAUUCACAAAAAAGUAGACAAAGUUACCGAUAAGGUUGAGGAAGCCGUUACAGGGCAAGGUCCUAGUUGGGCUGAUAAGGCAGAACGUUUUGUCGACAGAAAAUUGAAUCAGGCAGAGGAUGUUUUGAAGAAAAAAGGCAAAAAGGCGCAUAAAUGGUAUACAAAUCUCAUUGGUGACGAUACCGGUUGUAAAUUGAACGAUCUUCAUAUAUUCAUCUGUGCCUUCGCUGCGGGUGUCGCGAUCGGCAUCGGAACUGCCUGAAGCAUAUAAACGACUAGCUGCGCAAAAAAACCGAUCAUUGUAUUCUCAGAAAAACAAGCACAUUAUCGAUAACAUCGCUUUUCAUCGGUCAAAACAAGAUCCAAUUGUUACAAGCGAGCGAACUACGUUAAGUUGUCACACUAGGUUAUCUAUUUUGUUUAAAGUUUCACUCCACAAGCGAACGGUGCUAAAGCAACAGUUAAAGUAAACACAUUUAAUGCCAACGAACAAGCAAGGUUUUAUCACGAGUGAAAUCAUAAUUUGCUUGAUUGUGUGCGAAGACAUCCGCUGUGAUCAAGGCAAGGAUUUAAUUUUGUAUUUGAGAAGAAGUAUUUUUAAGUAUCUGCAACAACUAAGAUCAUGUUCGAUUAUAUUUAAAUGUAAUUAUUAAGUUAAUAGUAUUUGAAAAGCAUACUGAAGGGUGACCGACUUAUUGAUAGCAAUAAUCCAUGUUUUAAUUUCCACUAUCCAACAUUCAUAUGUACUUAGCUCAAAACGCCAAUGGAAUGAUCUGAAAUUUUAGAAGCAAAAAGUUCGCCUGAUUCAGAUAGAAGUGGAGCUAUCCCAGUUAUAACAUGAAGAUACGGUAAAAUCAAUCAUGAAUUUCUCAUAUUACAUGUAAGCAACCUAUAUGUACUGAGUUGAGCAUAAUAAACGGAUUUAUUGAAGAAUAA